This is a messenger RNA of Neodiprion virginianus, 6916 nucleotides long. RefSeq names its product ER degradation-enhancing alpha-mannosidase-like protein 3 (gene Edem2). The record is from RefSeq and is a predicted model, not a curated record. Lineage: Eukaryota; Metazoa; Arthropoda; Insecta; Hymenoptera; Diprionidae. Gene Ontology annotation, molecular function: mannosyl-oligosaccharide 1,2-alpha-mannosidase activity; calcium ion binding. The transcript is spliced from 18 exons. Gene Ontology annotation, cellular component: endoplasmic reticulum; membrane. Gene Ontology annotation, biological process: mannose trimming involved in glycoprotein ERAD pathway; carbohydrate metabolic process; endoplasmic reticulum mannose trimming. The coding region runs from base 1124 to 5149 and encodes 1341 amino acids.
AACCAGACAGCGUUUAUUCAUGAAUAACGGUAAAAGUUGGCUUUUCCAAGACCGCGAGACUCUGGUUUUUGAAACAAGUAUGAUGUAUGUUUAAAAAUCCCUAAAAGUACCACGUUUGCGAAACCAUGAAUUGCCAGAGUCUCGGUUCUUAAAAUCUGAAGUUAUAUCACUAGUCUUUCAAAUAAAAUAUUUCAUCACAUUUUCGUCAAGGCUGUACAAGACUUACAAGUUUCGAUGCAAGUUUGAUUGUUUGUGACUCAGACUGUAGAAUCCGAGUUCCACAUCCGCGCAACAGUGGGAGUGAAUAAUGGAUUGCUCUUAUUCUUUGAGCGGCUUUACUUUACUCUAGUUUUUAUCACUGAGGUUAGGUUGCGGAUCACAAACUGUUAAAUUGGUUCAACGUUAUUGUUAAAUUCUAUGAACAGUGUGAAUAAAAUUGGAACGUUAAAAAUCAAACACCUCGAAAAGGUGUAUAAAUGUAUUUCGGCUAUGUAAGGUAAUAUAAGUAAACAUACGUAUACCUAAUACUCGUUCUACAAAUCGACGGACUUUCUCAACUGGGUUUGUGAAGUGUUUGAUGUUCGACUGACAGCCACAUCAUCUGGCCUUGAUAAAAAUGUGUAAUCAGUUGUGAGGUGUGUUGAGUUUAUUUCUUAUCGUGCUUCUGCACCAUCUGGCAAGUUACGAACUGGUAAAUUUUUACGUAAAUACCUCGGUAAUUCGUCACAAGAAUUAUAUAUUUAACAUUAUUUUGAAACCUUAUGCUGUCUCAUUAUACCAUUAUUAUUGUUCUCCGAGAAAUUAUUAGUUCCUUCACUGAGGGAAAACAUUCUCCUACACACAAGUACUAGUAAAUAUUACCGCCCAAAAACAAUAAUAGACAUCAGUGAGAUACGUAAAAAUAGUUUUUCACCAGUUUGGAACUAUCUGUAACAAAUAGAAGUGUGAUAAGUAAAAAUUGAAAUACAAAAACAAUAAAACUAACAAUAAUAAGAAUUGGAUAAACCAUCAAAUUAGUUUGAACUUGACUACGUUCGGAUCCAAAUCAUCGCAAAACUAUGCCCUAUCAUUUUCUGAAAGUGUUGAUAUCUUGACAACAGAAAAUAGAAAGUGAUCAAUUAAAAUGGCUUAUGCUGCAUCGAUAUGUGGGAUCCUACUCUUUGGAUGCGCUUUCAUAUCGAUAGUAAGAGCUUCUGAGGAUGACCCCAUUGAGUACAUGAGCAAGGAAGAACGAGAAGCGUUAAAGGAGGAAGCACGGGACAUGUUUUAUCAUGGAUACAAUGCUUACAUGGACAAUGCAUAUCCGGCUGAUGAGCUGAUGCCAUUGAGCUGUAAAGGGAGAUAUCGAGGAUCAGAGCCAGAUAGAGGUGAUAUUGAUACUACGCUUGGCAACUUCUCAUUAACACUGGUGGAUGCAAUGGACACUCUUGUGCUAUUGGGUGACUUGGAAGAAUUUCAAAAUGCCGUCAAGUUGGUAAUCAGAGACGUAUCUUUUGAGACAGACGUGAUUGUCUCCCUUUUUGAAACCAACAUAAGAGUACUUGGAGGACUGCUGAGCAGUCAUAUACUAGCUGAAUACAUGCAGCAACGAGCGGACAUCAUGCCUUGGUACAGAGGCGAGCUUUUGGACCUUGCUAAGGAUUUGGGAUACAGAUUUUUGCCUGCAUUUAACACAACAACUGGUAUUCCAUAUGGCAGGAUAAAUCUGAAGAAUGGGAUGAAGGGUAUACCUCUUGAAGCAACCAGAGAAACCUGUACUGCUUGUGCUGGAAGCAUGAUUUUAGAGAUGGCUGCAUUAUCCAGACUAACUGGAGAGCCGAUUUUUGAGGAAAAGGCGCAGCGGGCAAUGGACAGUCUUUGGCGAAUGCGCCAUCGAGGUACAGACUUGAUGGGUUCUGUAUUGAACGUUAACUCUGGAGAUUGGGUGCGUCGAGACUCUGGUGUUGGUGCUGGGAUAGACUCAUACUACGAAUAUUGUCUCAAAGCAUAUAUUCUACUAGGUGACGAAAAGUACUUGGGGAGAUUCAACAAGCAUUACCAAGCUGUGAUGAAAUAUAUAAGUCAAGGGCCGAUGUUGUUGGAUGUCCACAUGCAUAGGCCUAAUACGAACUCGAAAAAUUUUAUGGACGCAUUGUUAGCUUUCUGGCCAGGUUUGCAGGUAUUGAAAGGAGACAUAAAACCAGCUGUUGAAACUCACGAAAUGCUGUAUCAAGUUAUGCAGAGGCACAAUUUCAUUCCAGAAGCAUUUACAACAGAUUUCCAAGUACAUUGGGGUCAUCACCCAUUGAGACCAGAGUUUUUAGAGUCUACGUAUUUUUUGUACCGAGCAACUGGUGAUCAUUACUACUUGGGCGUGGGUCGUAAAGUGCUCAGAAGUCUGCAAACCUAUGCUAGAGUUUCUUGCGGUUACGCAGCCGUUUCUGACGUCCGUACUAAUAAAAAUGAUGAUACCAUGGACAGCUUUGUACUAUCUGAAACAUUCAAAUAUUUAUUUUUAUUAUUUGCUGAGCCUAGCGAAUUAGUGAUUGAUCCAGACGAAUUUGUUUUCACUACAGAAGGUCACUUGUUACCAUUGACCUUAGCUUCCAUUGGUUCAAAUACGUCUUCGGGUUUUGAAAAGGAUAUAAUAGAUGUAGAUGAGUUUGACAGGACGUGUCCAAACAGUCUACAUUUGUUCCCAGCCUCUGUACGCCAACCGUUACGAAAUAUGGUGGAAGAUGUAUGUCCAAGGCGAACAUUAAAGCGAAAAAUAAGUGCUUCGCAAUUUCAAGCAAACAAUUUGGAACACUUAUCACUACUUAGUGACAUGGGUAUCACUAUUAUAACGCGGGCUGAUGGGCGUGUUCAGCUUUUACACACAUUUGCAAACGCAAAUACUGCACAAGAUGCAGAGGAAGGGCUUCUAUUUAUGCAAGAAAUGAUCGAGCUAAGUAAGAUGCAGACCCAGCAAGCGGAAACAAAGCCUCAAGCUGUUACGUUCACACUCCCAACACAUCCUAAACAAGAAACGACAUUGUUGGCUGGUCCUGCUCACUUUGGACGCAAGCUGCGAGGCCCAAACAGUAAAGUUACUGGCAAAGUCAUAUACGCAGAGCCACCGACAGCUUGUACAGAACUUCAAAACGCAGAUAAGCUGGUUGGAAAAAUUGUUAUAGUGGAUCGCGGUGACUGCAUGUUUGUGGAAAAGGCCCGUCGGAUCCAGAAAGCGGGUGCACUGGCAGGUGUAGUUUUGGACAAUGUGGUUGGUUCGAGUGCGGCAACAUUUCCAAUGUUUGCUAUGUCUGGCGAUGGAAAUGAGGUUGAUUAUGUGGUUAUACCUAUUGUCUUCCUUUUCAAUGCAGAAGCUACACGAUUGUUAGAGGCUAUAGUUGCUAGUCGUGGGCAACUUGUGGUCACUAUUGGAGAAUAUAUAAUCAAAGAUGAAGUCCAGCUCAAAGCUCCCAACGACUUGUCUAUGUUUGAGCGACUUAAAGGCUCGUUCAAAGAAUUUAUUGUCCGACAAAUGGCUCCACAGGAAUCGGGACAGUUUUUGUUGAAACAAAAUUCUGCAACGGGCAACACUGCUACUCCGAUAGGGAAACACACUGAGAUCAUACGAGAGGAGGACCAGAAGAUAAUCGUAGAAUUUCAGCAUUUAAAAGCAGAGAUAACACAUACGCUAACUGAAGAAGAAAUAAGAAUAACAGUGAACCUUGAUAAAACAUUGUCAACACCUCAGGAGCAUGCCGAUUUCUCAGAUUUUGAAAAGAAAUGGAGAUUCCUGCGUAAAAUGUUUGUUAAUCAAAUAUUUGCAAACACUAAAAAAGAUUCCAGUUUGUAUAUUAAAGGCUCUGUAAUGAAGGGCUAUUACAAGUGGGUUCAGACCGAACGAGGACUCUCCAAUGAUGUCAUAAACAACAUGAACUUGUCACGCAAAGUCCUUUGGUUUCUGAAAGAGCUCGGUGAAUUGGGGCCCGAGUUAUCAGUUGCAGAUAAAACGAAUGAAGUAACUAACAUAAAUAAACGGCGAUUAGAGUUACUGAAGCAGCAUUUAUUAUCAAAAAUGGAUGAUAUGGCGUUCCUGAAGAAUGUUGCAAUGAAGCUCAAGAGUCUAAAAUCAACAAACCCAGAAAUGGAACAGUUAUUCGAGCAGUUAGAAUCGGGAAAAGUUGAAGUAGAAAAUUACGCUCUCUUUGGUAAAUUACUCAGAGAAAUAUUCGAAGGAGAAGACGAGGAUAUGAGUCAACACAUAGUGCUUUUGGAUCAUCUUCACAAAGCUAUACAAAUCAACAAUCCGUCCGAGAUUUUGAUCGAUCAACUAAGAAAGGAAUUUGGUGAUUCGUUGGAAUUGACUAACUUUUCAGAAUCAGAAGGUGAUUUUCUCGUUGGAGAGUCUCGAACAGAUGAUACUGAAAGUAAAGAAUCCAAGAAAACCAAAAGUCUUCAGGAAUAUAGCAAGAUUAACGUAAUAGACUCACGGAAUUUGGAUGAUUUUGAGAAUUUCAUUUUAAUCGAGAUUGAAAAAGCGGCAGAGAAUCCAACUGAAUCUAGUUCUUCAUCGCUAAAAAAUCUGGACUAUGACAAGUCUGAAGUAAAAUCUGACAUAAUUAAUCGUGGCGCUGAUUGGGACACUGAAAAUGACAAAGAAAUUGUCGACAAACAUCGAGAUGAACAAUUCGAUAAAAAGGAAGCAAGAUAUGACGAGAGAAAGAGGCUUUUACAAGACAUCCGAAGAGAGAUUAGUGAUUCUCAAAAUAAUAAUAAUGAUGAUAAUAAUAAUAAAGAUAACAGUAAUAUGCGUAAUAAUAAUGAAAUUAAAUUGAAUACAAAAAUAAAUUUAGAAACCCAGCACAUACCCGAUGAGCAACUUCGCUCGAAUGACCCUUUGGAAGAUUUUAAAAAACCUUUGUGGGCAUCUGAUGAAGGUAAAAUAUUGAAAGGAUUUUCUGAAUUUCAACAAAAAAAAGAAAUACAAUCGACGGGAUAUGCUAACCCAGAAAGGAGUAAUUAUGAGUAUCGAGGCAAAGGAGAAGAAGAACAAGAAGAAGAGAAAGGAAGAAAUCAAGAACGGAAAAACGGGAAAGCCGUAAGUGAAGAACAUGCUGGCUCGCAAAUAAAAAUUAAUGCCGAUACCAGAGAAGGUAAAAAACAUAUCGACGACGAAUUAUAAUGAUGGUAUUUUGAUUAUAGGUUUGAUAAUAAAUGUAUUGAAAUAAAGAAAAGUCCAAUUACACUAGUUGAUACUUGGUAGUAAAAUAUAAACCGUGAAAAAAAAAAUCAUUGACAAAUUAAGAUUAGCUCAAGACUCAAGUGAUGCGAGCUUUAACAUUUUUAUACCUAAAAUUUCUAUGCAUAUAGAAAUAAGAAUUAAGUUAAUCUAACAAUGUAUGUCAUGAGAUGGGAAAUAUGACAAUGAUUACUUAUUACUUGAAAUCACUCAUGAAGAGUAGCGCGAAACUAUAUCUUUUUUGUAAAUCAUCAACUAAUGGUGCUUUUUUCGAAAAUGGACUCUAUGUUGAAAACUUGCAAUAAUAAUGAAAUCACGAAUAAUGCCGUGUAUAAUUUGGAGACAAUGCAUGAGGUUUUGUUAACUACAUAAUGUAUAUAUAUUUUCGAUAGUUCAAUACACAUUGAUGUGGUUGUGAAUAUACGUACGUAGACUGUCAAAGGUAUAAAACUGCAGGAAACAGUGAAUUUAACCUAAAGAUAUGCAUACUUUGCUUUACUAAGUUCAACAGUUGAUGAAAAUAUGAAACUUUCGGCAGCGAAAAAAAAUCUGGUGAAUAUCAUUCACUUAUUACUAUCCAUAAUUGGAAGCUUUUAAUUUUAUCCUAAGUUUCCUAUCGCAUCGGAAGGUGUUUAUUAUUCACAAUUUGGAUAGUAUUUUAUAAUUACGCUUUGUAUCGUAUAAUUAUUUAGCUUAAGAAAAACCAGAAAAAAACGAACCAUUAAAGGUAAAAGAUGAGAAAGAAACUUGAAAUUUCAUUUUUUAUUUGCAAAAAUCACAUAUCUGUAAUGCAACUUUAAUGAUACCAAUUAUCGGAGAACUAUAAUUUCUACUUGAAUGUUUGAUUUUUUUAUUUCAAUUUUAACAAACUAAUCAGAUUUCGUGUACAGAAAACUGAGAUAUAAUUUAAAUAGAUAAUAUAUGGCGGAUUAGUGUACAGAUAUUGAAAUAUGUGUGUUAACCAGUUGUAAAGAAAUGAAGUAUAAUAAUAGAACUGUGUAAAAUAUUUCUUAAUUCGUGAUAUAGACGAUGCAAGAUGUAUAAUAUCUGUUGUAUGUAUUUGUAAAGUAAAUUUUCUAAUUACCAGAGGAAUACUAACAUAAUGCUUUAUGUUAGCUAUUUUACAAUGAUAAUGUAUAAUAUUUGUAAUCGAGCGAGUAGAUCUAUCAACUACUCUUUAAUAUUAUAUCGUGGUAUAAAAAUAUAUUUCAUCAUUUCAAUGAGCAAUGGUUUCUGAAAUGUAGUGAACAUCUGCAAGCGUACGAUGAACAAUUAAGAAUAUUAAGUUGUAAUUUUUAGUUGUUAUAUACUUACGUGCUUACUGCUAUCAGAGAAUGCAUAUAACUUAUAAGUGUAAAUAAGAUCCUAUGAUGAAUAUCAGCUUUUUAUUUAUAAAUAUAUUGUAAUUCUAAAUGACUCUUUCUUAAAUACUGUUAAGUGAAAAUAAGAUAAUUAUAGUACCGUAUAACUAGUAAUUAUCUGCCAAAAAUAACAUAAGGAUAUUUAAGAUUUUAAGAGAAGUAAAGUUACUACAAAUUUUUAUAGUAUGAUUAACUCUUUGUACAUAUUAGAAUAACAAAAUACAGAACAUUGUAUCAUAGUAUACUAUAAAUCAAUUUCAGUAAAGAUAUUUACGGAAUGAGGUUUUUGGUAACGGGGGUGACGCAUGACUAUUAUUGACUAUUGGAAAUAAAAUCGUUAUAAAUCAUG